Lytechinus pictus (painted urchin) is the source of this 3252-nucleotide messenger RNA. Its product is annotated as trichohyalin-like. The record is from RefSeq and is a predicted model, not a curated record. The transcript is spliced from 3 exons. NCBI's taxonomy places the organism in Eukaryota, Metazoa, Echinodermata, Echinoidea, Temnopleuroida, Toxopneustidae. The coding region runs from base 1975 to 2928 and encodes 317 amino acids.
CACAUACGUUUGCAAGUGGACUGAGGCCGGCCCCGGAGGCGGCUCGACGUAUGUGUAACAUCAACUUUUUUUGAAAAGCCGGACUGAGGCCGGACUGAGGCCAGGUGGACUCAGUCCACCUCUGGAUGUGGUUUGAGGCCGGCCCGAGUCCGGACUCAGUCCCGCAAUCGGUAGGUGUAACACCAAAGUGGACUCGGCGCCGGCUUAUAAGCGGAAGUGACGCGACCUGUCAUCAUCAACAAUGCAUCGGCCGGGCGCGCUUUUGCCAUUUGGACCAGGCAUGCAGUAUAUAUUAUAGGUAAGCCUCGCCCCGAGCGUAAAAUUACAUUGUUUUUCAUCAUUUAUUGCUUUAAAUUUUAAUUUCCUCAUAUCCAGCAGCCUGCACUAAGACACGACAUAUUCUGUACUGGUGGGCUAAAAGUUUAAACCGUUUAUUCCUGGUAUUUUCUCCGAACAGAACUGAUGAGUGAUGGUGACUUGUAAUUCAGUCCCAUCCCUAUAUUUCUGUGGGUUUGGGAAUUAUGAUUUUCGAUCGUCUGAUCAUUUCCUGUUUAUUUCGAUGUUUUUAAAUACAUCGCUACUGUGAUUGCACCAUCUGAAGAAUGAUCAUUAUUUUUUUGUUGGCGAUGAUAAUUUAUCAAUACUAAUAGACAGACUAAAAACAAUAGCCUGGACAGGAGUGCCAUACAUCAUGAGCCGUCAUAAUUUUUCUCAUAUGAUUAUGAAAUUAUGACUCAUCAUCAUCAGACUCGGAGUCAGACUGUCAGAGUUAAUACAUCAUCUUAUGCCUCAAACAAAGUCAUCAUGAUCAUGAGGCAUGAACUUGAUGAAGUAUUUAACUUUGAUUUUGAAGGCAUGGCCAGGGGCAGGCCAGGCCAUGAGACAUGAAACUAGACAAUUGCCAUUAAUUAUUUCAAAUGCCAAUAAUCCACUCAGUCGGAGUCGCACAUAGUCAGAAAUUGGACAUGAAAUAUGUCGCUAGACAUUGAAACAAAUGAGUAGGGUCUAGAUCUACAUAUAAAAUAGUGUCUGCCUGUAAAAUCCCCACAAAAAAGAAGUAGACUAAAAUAAGUAGAUUCUAGCGGUGAGUGCAUAAAACAAUGUUAAUACAGAUUACAGUACAAUAAUAUACACAACUCUAACUUCGAAGUCCUAUCCCUAACCAACCAAAGUCAUCAGGAGGCCGCGUACUCUAGGAUGGACGCCGGGGUCUGCGAACCCUAACCCUAGCUGUAACAGACUCUGCGUACCUUACUAUUAUAGUAUUAACUGUCUCUAUAAUUAACACUCUAGGCCUACCAUCUCUAAAUGAUCAUUAAACCGUCUCUAAAAUUAUCACUAGAAGCAAAUUGUAUUAAAAAUUGUAUACAUUAACAGAUUAACACGUGAUAUGAUAACAAAAGAAACUUGUAAAUAAAGUAUGAAUAAGUUCUUCUUCCACCGGUAUUCAGAGAUCAGCGGCUGGCCACGUGUUAGUUGCCGAGCUGUAGGAGUUUAUCUUGAUGGACUUGAUAGAUUUUUAGAAUAUUAUUUCCCAUAUUUUGUAUACUAUAUGGAUUUCUAGAUAGUUAUUUUAGAAAGUGAUUUCCCAUAUUUUGUAUACUUUAUUUAUAUUAGUUAUGUCAUUCUAAGUCAUACCCAUAUUUUUCAAUUGUUUUAUUCAAUUUUAGUGAUGGGUACAUAUGGAACUUUAGCGGAAUAAUUUGUCCAUCGAUCAUCAAAUGUUACAUAGCAGGGGGAGAAGGGCCUUCAUAUAUCUAGGUGGUCGAUCAAUCUGAAUCAUUAAAUUUGAAUUUUUGAUGAUAUUCAUGUCAACUGUCCCCUGACAAGAGAAGUUGUUGACAAGAUCAAAAAUCCUAAAAGGUGAUUAAUAGAUGUUACACAUAAUUUUAUAUAAUAAUUUUACCACAUCGUAAUCUUUGUGGUUACCAUUAUUAAUUUGUAUUUGUAUUUGUUCUCUCAUUUUAGAUCAAAAUGGCACCAACAGGGAGAGGGAGUCUGUGGGAAGAUGUGGAGACGCUGUGCCUCCUGAAUAUUUGGCGGGAGAAAAACAUUCAAGAACAGAUGGAUGGCACAGUAAGGAACAAAACGGUAUUUCGUAAGAUAUGCCAAUUGAUGAAAGAAAGGGGGUUCGAAAGGGCAGAGGACCAAAUCAAGCGGAAAAUUAAACAACUAAGAGCGUCCUUCCGAAAGACGGAGGACAAUAACAAUCGAUCAGGCAGGGGGAGAAUUACAUGUAAAUUCUAUAGCGAACUGCAGGAGAUCUUUGGGGGCAGACCAGAGACUGCACCAGUUGCCAUUCUGGCGUCGCAACCAGAGGAGGAGGAUCAAUCUGAGUCGCUAGACUCGGUGGACUCUGAUUCACUGCCGAGAGAGGAGGAGGAGGAUGGAGCCGAAGAAGAUAGAAGUAUAACGGAUGAUGAACUGGAGGAAAAUGAUGUGGAAGCACCAACAGAAUUGGUUGGCAAUUUUCCACCGGAGGAUCUAGAGGGACCUUCAACAUCAUCUGCUAAUGGACGUAAGGCAACUGGGGAAAAGCGGAAGAAAUCAAAGCUGCAGGAGUCCUUCGGACUGAUAGCCAAGGAGAUAAAGACACUGGAGGAGGACAGUACAAAUGCCUUCAAUGCUAGGGAGGAUCGGUUCAUGCAGCGCCAAAUGGAGUGGGAGCGUGAGCUCCUAAUGAAGGCACAGCGUACUGAAGAAAAAAAACUAGAGGAGAAGGAGAGGAGGAGAAGAGAAGAGAGGGAGCAUAGAGAGCAAGAAAAAGAACGUGAUAGACAGCAUCAACUCCAAAUGCUUCAGGCCUUAAUGGCUGGUAUGCGGCAGUCGUCAACUUCAAUGUGGCAGCAACAGGGAAACAACUCCCAGUCCGGUCCAGAGCGGUCUCCAAAUUCCUGGCCCUACAAUCACGAUUACACUCCACUGUAAUUGUUACAAACAUAAUGCAUUCUUCAAGUGGAGGAGUGUGUGUGUUUGGAAUUCCCACGGUGGUAAACAUGUAUUUGUCAUAUGAGAUGACACUUUUCAGGAUUUUUGUUCAUCACAAUUUCUUUCCUCAGUACUUGUUGCUGCAUAUCAUUCACCUGUACUCUUGCCAUGCUGAAACCCUUGUUUUUACUUAGCCAUCCAUCUCAGUGCUGCCAGAAUCAUUGCCAAGGGCAAGGGAAUUUACAUGUAAAUUGUAGAUGUUAGUACUUUUUGUUCUUAGCACUUAUAGAUUUUUAUAAACAUAUAACUUUGUUUUUAUGUAGU